UGUCGCUGCUAAUCCUCAGGAGCUUACUCAAUUCUCGUAAGAGGGUUUUACUAGCAGCACCAAUGCCCAAGAAUUCUCCCCAAACAAGCGCUGGAUCUUCUGUUUAUCCUCCGAGGAAAACCUUUAUCCGAGGAGAAAAACAAACCUAGUUACAGCAGCUGAGAGGGGCAGAGGGGAGAACGGUAGGCCCGGUUCAACCGGUAAGCAUUUUUUCAUCUAUUCGGUCUCAGGUGUUAGUGUAGCACAAACAAUGAUUUGUCCUCUUGUUGCUGGGUUGAUUUGACCUGCAGGGUGUCCAGUGUGGGAGGAUGCUGGGAAGCUCGGCAUGUUUUGCUCUGUAUGUUUGAUCCUCUGUGACUCACAGAUCAUGCAUAAUAAAAAAAAAACUAAAAAACCUUAGAUUUGAUGGUGCAUUUGUUCAUGUGUGGCUCGUAGUGAGCAUGCUACAUGCACACACUCACGGCCAGCUGCUGUCUUUCUCCUGAACAAUUCAUGCUGCUAAAUAAGGAAACUGGUUCAAUCUACAGACCAUGACAGAAACCGACAGUUUUAAAAACACUCAAGGAAUUUAUGAAACUGAUACACAGCUAAAGAGGCAUUAAGGUUUCACAGUCACCUCUGUGUGACCUGAUCACUUUAGGGGAGCUACUUUUUUCCAGAUGUUGACCUCUGUCUGUCUGAGCUCUUGCUUUACAUUAAUAAUGCAGUUUUCCUUGUUCCUGCCUUUUCUCAAUACUAAUUAUUUUCUCCACGGUCUCCCCCUUUAUGCCCCCUUCUCCCUGCCCCUGUGCUCUCUUUCACUUGCCUGCACUAAUCCUUUUGUUGUGGACUGAGGGGCCCAGGCUUUGCCUGACCAUUCGGCACUGUAAGGGCUUUUCAGCUGAAGGGUGCCCGUCGAGCCCUCCUGCCCUCCAUCAGAUCAGUCCUGCAUAUUAACGCCUCCCUCAGCAAGGACACAUUGCUGCUUUUCUUUUUUAGAAGCUUUCCGUUCCCUGUUGUCAUUCACCUUGAGCCAAGCUUCUCUCCCAGUUUUCUUGUGUAUGUUUUCUGUCUAUCACCUCCUUGUUGUCUCAAUCUCUUAGCCAGUCCUCGGAGCUUGAGGGAGUUGGACCGUGCUGGUAGGAACAUGCACUUCAGGAGCAGUGCUCUAUGUUUGCUGCUGCUGCUGCUAUGUCUGUGCGUGCUGGGGAGAGUGCUGAAAGUGGAAGGGCAGGAGCAGGCGUACCUGUCGGAAGCUCUCGGGGCUUUGAAUUUGCCCCUGGGGAUGGAGGACGAGCCUCGGCUCCAGAGAAACAGAACCAAUGUCCUGAUCAGCACGCUGCUGCAUGCGGUGCACUGUGCAGAGCGGACUGGCAUGUCUCAGGACAUGUGUGAGAAGUGCCUGACACCAGAUGUAGCCCUCUCUGUGCUGGAGGAUGAUGAGAAGACUUAUCUCACUGAGGAGGACUACCAGCAGAUCUCAACUGUUCUGCUGUAUUACAUAAUUAACUUGCAAGAUCUGUGUGUGUCGAAAGCUGCAUCUCCGUCCUCCCUUUCCUCCCCAUCUGCGAACUUUCAGUUUUACCUUCUGGCCCUCACUAACCUACAUCCAGCUGAGGAUAACCUCUUCCUGUCACCCAGUGAAACAGAAAGUAUUCUGCAGCUCAUUAGCCAGCACUACGGCCCCUCCGACCAAGACACCGCCUCUGAUUUGCAAUGUAUUGAUGCAGCUCGUCUCCUAGAAGAUAUUGACGUUAAGGGAAAUCCAGGUGCUGCAGCGACUACUGUGCCAAUACUAGCUGCAGCCAUCAUCAGCCAUAUUCUGCAAGGCCACUGUUUCAGACGGAGGAACCUCCCAUCCCCGGCCUUCUUUACAGACUAUAUCUUUCAAUCUCUAAAUCGCACAAGUAACCUACAGAUUAUAGACUUGGAGGAGCUACUUCAUCAGUUGGGAGUCGGACAGGAAGGAGCGAUGCACUCUCAAGACAGAAAGAGGCGGAGCAUCACAGAACGUUCACAGAAGGUGGACAGCUGCAACCCUGAAUCUGAAGGAAUACGCACAGAUUGGGCACAGGUAUGUUUUUCAGCCAAUCAGUUGAUGGAUAUUUUUGCUCUGGAUCCUCAUUUGCCAAUUUCCAAGGAGCACUUCAGACAAAUUUGCCCGGCCAUCAUUCAGCAGUUGCUAGGCAAUGCCUGUGAGCCUGCAGAGGAAAAAGCAAGAGGAUCUUUACCCACUGCACUCGAGAAGUACGGCUACAGUACAGCCGCUGUCCUGCUCAUCACGGUGGGCUCCAUGUUUGGUAUCUGCCUGAUCUUCUUCAACUCCUGCCAGGAGACCUACAAUCUCAUCCUGCAGCUGUUUGUGGGACUGGCAGUGGGAACCCUCUCUGGAGAUGCCCUCCUGCACCUCAUACCGCAGAUUCUUGGCCUCCAUGACAACACUCACAGCCAUGAUGAUAAACACUACAUUGAAGAAAAAGACCAUCUGUGGAAGAUUCUGGGCAUGAUCGCUGGGAUUUAUGGCUUUUUCCUUAUUGAAAGAAUAUUCUCCUUUUUAGUUCCUUCUCACGGCCAUGGUCACUCCAGCGACCUUCCCUUAGAGCUGAACUGCAACGGUCAGUCACAGAGGGGCAAGUCCAUCUCCACCAUACAGCUGGGACCAGUGGAGGAUUUUGAGUGCGCAGACAUAUCUCCUGAACGUGCAGAUACAAGGAGGCCUUCACAUCAGAGACAAGGGCUUUCUCUGCUGGCUGUGAUGGUAAUUGUGGGAGACAGUCUUCAUAACUUUGCCGACGGUCUGGUGGUCGGGGCGGCUUUCUCUUCUUCAGCCGAGACUGGCAUGGCAACCACUGUGGCCAUCCUGUGCCACGAGAUCCCGCACGAGAUGGGGGACUUUGCAGUGUUGCUCAGCUCUGGACUCUCAGUAAAGACUGCCAUGUUAAUGAACUUCCUCAGCGCUCUGACAGCCUUCAUGGGGCUCUACAUUGGACUCUUUGUUUCCGCUGAGAUAGAAGUACAGCAGUGGAUCUUCUCUGUUACUGCUGGGAUUUUUCUCUACCUGUCACUGGUAGAAAUGCUUCCAGAGAUGAGUCGGGUGAAGACCGACAGGCCGUGCCUCAUGUUCCUCCUGCAGAACCUCGGCCUUCUGAUGGGUUGGUCCUGCCUUUUGCUGCUGGCGCUCUUUGAGCACGAACUUAAAUUCUAAAUGCAGUUGUACAUCCCUUCCUGCAGGGUUGAGCCGAAACAAACUUGUUCUACUGUUUUUUUGACAUUUUCAUUGACUUGUUAAUUAUCGUCUCCUGCUCUGUACACUUGCAAGUGUUAGUUUGUGCAACCAGUAUGCUUUAACAAGUCAUUAUUUCUGAACAAGUGAGUGUUUCAUGAUAUUGUAGUCUCAGUACUGGAUCACAAAUAUAUGUUAUGUAUGGAGGUAUGAAGCCUUUCUUUUUUAUACUUGAUGAUUUAUUUUUGUAUGUUAGAUAUAUUGGGUGCCUGCAUCUAGACGCUACAUGUCUAGUUUGUACUCUUAUUUGGCAGCAGCAGGUGCAAUCGUGCAUAUUUGUUAUGUGAAAUAUUGAUGUUGCCUCAGACAAUCAAAUCAUUGGAUUUUGGAAUCAUUUAUCCACCAUGAAGAUAUAAAAUAUUGUAAAUCUACAUAUUUUAUUUUCUUUUUUAAUAUAGUUCUUGUCAGUGCCUCUAAACUGAUGGAAAAGGACACUUGAAAAUCAACGAGUGAACUUGGGAUUUUGCUAUUUUUGUAAAUUGUCUUAUUAUAUGUAUAUAUUGAUUAGA
Messenger RNA from Amphiprion ocellaris (clown anemonefish), 3771 nucleotides. Its product is annotated as zinc transporter ZIP12. NCBI's taxonomy places the organism in Eukaryota, Metazoa, Chordata, Actinopteri, Pomacentridae. Gene Ontology annotation, molecular function: zinc ion transmembrane transporter activity. The record is from RefSeq and is a predicted model, not a curated record. The coding region runs from base 1127 to 3184 and encodes 685 amino acids. Gene Ontology annotation, biological process: zinc ion import across plasma membrane; intracellular zinc ion homeostasis. Gene Ontology annotation, cellular component: membrane. The transcript has 12 exons.